Molecule: messenger RNA, 2940 nt
Organism: Punctularia strigosozonata HHB-11173 SS5
Lineage: Eukaryota; Fungi; Basidiomycota; Agaricomycetes; Corticiales; Punctulariaceae
Exons: 7
Coding region: 1-2940 (979 amino acids)
Biological process (GO): regulation of transcription by RNA polymerase II
Cellular component (GO): piccolo histone acetyltransferase complex
Source: RefSeq, a predicted model, not a curated record
AUGCCCCGCAAUCAUAACACAGGAGCCUCUACUCUCCGCAACCGCAAUCGCAUCACCAAUAAGACCCGGUUGCGAAUCCUCGAAGGCAGCAUCGAUGCCGAUCCGCUCGUGCUCGAGGAGGAUGAAGAGAAGGCCCGGGUUGUGUCUACAGCUGGUGUGGACGCUGAGGACGCCAAUGAACACCACCUGCAGGCUGUCUUGUCGGCGGCGUCUAAGCGUCACCAGGCCUUUGGAGGACAUACGAUCAGAAGUGCUACGGACAAGGCCGAGGCGCCUGUCAAGGAGGCCUACAUCCCAGUUCCCGAUUCUACAGGGGUCGCUGAUAACUACGAAGAACUCUACCCUCCUGGACGUUGGACAGAUCCAUCCAGCUAUGUGCGCACUUCAGAGACUGUCGAGGAGGGUAUCGACAGUGCCCUGGUUGACGAUUUCACGUACUUCAUGGAUGAACGGGACAAGGAGUGGCUCGACAAGAAUAAUGAGGAAGCUCGCGGGGAAGGGACCAGUGUUCAGGGUGCCCUCGCUUCCGGCACCACGACGCGAUCUGGUUCGUCUCAGCGGAGCGCGAAGGCGAAAGGCAAGGAACCCGAUGUACCGCAGCCGGUCCCUAUAACCGAGGACGAGUUUGAGUUGGUUAUGGGUGUCUUCGAGAAAGUAACGCACGAGAAGACCGAGUUUCUCCACCAUAGUCUACAAACUGGCAUGGCAUUCCCUGCGUUCACGGAGUAUCAGGAGACAUUCUCCACCGAAUUGCGACCUGCUAUGUUCGCGUCUUUCACUGUGCCUACAUGGGCUCCACGUCACCCGCGGCUUCUGAGUAUUGCUACAGCGGUAUACCCGCAUUGGCGAGAGCGACGGCUUGAACGCGAAGGCCGGAGGAUCAUUCCCGUGCUCAAUUUCGACGAGCAAGACGUCAAAAACGAGUCCUACAUCUGCUUCCGACGCCGCGAAGUCAAACAAACCCGCAAGACUCGUGCUCAGCAGAUAUCGUUUUCCGAUAAGCUGUUCCGCCUCCAAGAAGAAAUGGGCAGUGCUUUCGACCUGGCCAACCAUAUCCUAGUUCGGGAGAACCAGAAGAGAGACCUGGCUCGGCAUGGUCAAGCUCUAUGGGACAUGCGUGCUGCGUUCGUUGACCUGAAGCGAAAGUUCCCCACACUCGGCACCAAGGACGAUGACGAACUCCUCGUGGACAAGGAACGGCCUCCUAAGCGGCCUAAGCAAACUGACACGGCACGUAUUCGAUUCCGCGCUCAAGCUGCGGACUCUGGUUCGCCUGCAACUCCGCACGAGAUCCAGAUGAGACCGAAGGAACGGUAUGGUCAGAUUAUGAACUUCAUCGAAUCUGCAUUGGCGCGACAGAAGGAGAGGGACUCUUCUUGGGAAGAUGGAAUCGACAAUCCGUAUCAGAGAGUACCAGUCACCGUAUCACAGCGCGCUUUCAAGUGGUUCCCUGUUCCUGAAUACGACCCCGCCUCUAAUCAGCCACCUUCGACUCGUCGUCACAUCGCUCUUCGUGCGCGCAUGGGACGGGGUGGCCGACAGCACAUCGACCGGCGCUUGCAUUUGCGACCAUCCCUCAGGCCAGGUGCCAGCUUUCUUAGUCAGCCACAGCGAGAUGUCGACAGAGAUAACGCCGACGAAGAGGAACGCACAUGGCGAAUGCGUGAACGAUGGAUGAACGAUGGCGACGAUUAUCCUGGCAUUGGAUCCGAAGGGCCGGACGAGCAAGACCGCACUCUCGUGGACGACUAUCAGCAUUCGCAUCUCCUCUACUCUAUGACCCUUCUCUACGAUCAAGACCACAACACUUUGUCGACAGAUGCGACCAUCCCCAUCACAUUGCCAGACGGUCGUCAGCACGCUGCUACGCCGUUCAAGUUGGGUCCCCAACCCCCCAUCAUGCGCGGCGGUGUGAUUCAGAGACCUCCUCCGACACUACCCGCAUCUCUAUCCUCGCAUGUUGCUACAAUACAAGCGCAGAAUCCCAUGAAGAGGCUACCACCCGCCGCUCUCGCGCAUACCCGCAUAUCUUCAAAUGGCGGCAUGCGACCUCCUGCUGCUACCAAUUCUCUUGGCAACGUAGCAACGUCGCCUCCUGCGUCGAAUGGCGUCAUUGCGGCAGAGAUCAAUCCGAGGACAGCAGGAUCGCCGGCUAAACCCUCUGCCAUGCUUGAUGUUGAAGAGCUAUCUGUUAACGGCAGUAACCCUGCGUCUCGCUCAGCUUCUCCGGUUCGACCGAAGUCCACCAGUCAGCAUCUCGGGGUAGCCAACGUCAACGGGUUCAAUAUGCCAGUCGCCAAUGGCUAUCCCAUCACAACGAACAACGGGAAUGCCUAUAUCCCUCAAACAAAUGGCCCAUCUGGUUUGAGCCCUCAACAAGUACAGGGGCUUAAAUCUGCUUUUGCGAUGCCAGUCAGUCAGGACCUCGCUAUGCGGUCAGGAUUUCCGGCACAGGGUAUUGCUACUGCGACUAGCAACGCUUCUGUGACGCAUGGUCCAUUGAACCUGAAACUUCCGCAGUCGCGUCAAAUGCAACAGAUGCAAUGGCUUGCUGGCAAUCAUCGCCAACCGAGUGGGGAGUUGAACGGGACCAACGGUCUGCCUUCUCGAAGUCCAACCCUCUCCCACGCCGUAGCGAAUGGGGUCAUAUCGCAUGCUCCCGCUGGAGGGUUGCGAAGUACUCCUACGAUGGCGCAUGUAAUGGCUGCCGGUCAAGGUCGUGCGUCACCAGGCAAUAGCCAUGCGUCUAUGUCUCCCCACAUGCAGAACGCGUCGCCUGUGCCAGUGAUCGCCUCGUACUCGUCUCCUCAGUCAUCAUCUCCACCGCGACCGCCUUCUCAGGCACCUCUCGCUCUAUCACCCUCGAUGCAGCAUCAACUCGCCUCUCCCUUGCCCCAACAACACAUGGUCGCGCAAGGUGUACAGGGGACAGGCUACUGA